Molecule: messenger RNA, 936 nt
Organism: Psammomys obesus (fat sand rat)
Lineage: Eukaryota; Metazoa; Chordata; Mammalia; Rodentia; Muridae
Product: olfactory receptor 9I1-like
Exons: 1
Coding region: 1-936 (311 amino acids)
Biological process (GO): sensory perception of smell; G protein-coupled receptor signaling pathway
Cellular component (GO): membrane
Molecular function (GO): odorant binding; olfactory receptor activity; G protein-coupled receptor activity
Source: RefSeq, a predicted model, not a curated record
AUGGACAAUAACAACCUCACCACAGUGACUGAAUUCAUUCUCAUGGGCAUUACUGACCGUCCAGAGUGGGAGAUUUUCCUUUUCCUGGUGUUUCUCAGCUUCUAUCUUGUCACCGUCCUGGGAAACUUGGGCAUGGUCAUUCUCAUCCAGGUGGACGUCCAGCUUCACAGCCCAAUGUACUUCUUCCUGAGCCAUCUCUCUGUGUUGGAUGCCUGCUACUCUUCUGUCAUCACUCCUCAGAUUCUGGCCACACUGGCCACAGGCAAAACAGUCAUCUCUUAUGGUGACUGUGUUGCCCAGUUCUUCCUUUUCACCUUCUGUGCAAGUACAGAGUGUUUCCUGUUGGCAGUGAUGGCCUAUGUUGCUAUUAGCAACCCACUACUCUACACUGUGGCCAUGAGCCCCAGAAGAUGCUGGAGUUUGGUGGUGGGGGCCUAUGUGUGUGGGUUGUCUGGCUCCAUUCAAAGAACCACAUGUACUUUCUCCCUCUCUUUCUGUGGAGACAAUAAGAUUAACUUCUUCUUUUGUGACCUUCCACCCCUGCUGAAGCUGGCCUGCAGUGACACAACAAAUGUUGAAAUUAUAAUUGUCUUUUUUGGGAACUUUGUCAUCUUGCUCAAUGCGUUGGUCAUACUCAUUUCCUACCUGCUCAUCAUCAAGGCUGUCCUGAGGAUGAAGUCUUCAGGGGGCAGAGGUAAAACGUUCUCCACAUGUGUCUCCCACCUCACUGCUGUGGCUCUUUUCUUUGGGACCCUCACCUUCAUGUACAUAAGGAGUGGCUCAGGCAAAUCCCUGGAAGAAGACAAAGUCGUGUCUGUCUUCUACACUGUGGUCAUCCCCAUGCUGAACCCUCUGAUCUACAGCUUGAGAAAUAAAGAUGUGAAAGCUGCCUUCAGAAAGGUCACCAGUAAACUACAGGUUUCUCAGAGUGUUUAG